AUGGCUGGAAUUGGGAGAGGCGAUGGUCAGGGCCCUGCGGUGGGAAAACUAGAGUCGCAGAUUUAUUGUAUUAAGUACACUUUGUUUUGCUUCAAUGUUGUACUAUGGUUAUUCGGUGUAUCAGUUUUCGCGCUCUGCCUCUGGAUAUGCAUCGAGCCAGGAUUCAACGAAUGGAUGAGUAUAUUAGAACUGCAGCAAUAUUUCAUUGGUAUCUACAUCAUUCUGAUUGGGUCCAUCGGCAUCAUGAUCGUGGCAUUCCUGGGUUGCGGGUCGGCUUUGAUGGAAAAUGUCUUCCUUCUAUUCGUCUUUAUAGCUUCACAAAUUGCUUCAUUCGUAUUCGGACUCGUCGGAGCUUGCGUCGUUCUGGACUUCUCGACUUACGACUCCAGCAUCCAACCGCUUAUUAGAAACGUUAUCUACAGACUCAUCAACAACCCUCAACACGAGGGCAGCAGGGAGAUACUAAGAAUGGUGCAGGAGGGGAUCGGCUGUUGUGGUGCUGAUGGACCCAUGGAUUAUAUUAACCUAAACAAGCCUCUGCCUUCUGAAUGCCGCGACUCAGUAACAGGGAACGCUUAUUUCCACGGCUGUGUGGACGAACUGACGUGGUUCCUUGAGGCCAAGACUGGUUGGCUUGCUGGUAUUGUGCUGGCGUCUUGUAUGAUCUGUGUUAUAAAUGCUGUCAUGUCUUUAGUUCUAAUUCAAGCGGUAAGGAAAGAAGAAGAGGAAUCGAUUGCAUACAAAAAUUAA
This is a messenger RNA of Danaus chrysippus (African queen), 750 nucleotides long. The record is from the annotation of a GenBank genome assembly. Lineage: Eukaryota; Metazoa; Arthropoda; Insecta; Lepidoptera; Nymphalidae.